Owenia fusiformis is the source of this 1302-nucleotide messenger RNA. Lineage: Eukaryota; Metazoa; Annelida; Polychaeta; Sabellida; Oweniidae. The record is from the annotation of a GenBank genome assembly.
GUCAGAAUGGAUCGCAGUGGGAGGCAGUCACCACGUGAGGAAUAUAGUCGAGAAGAAUACAAAGAUUACGUUGAUAAUAGUUACAGGAGUCAACAAAGUCACUCUUCUGAGUUAUUAAGUAGUUCCAGUCGCCAUGACUCAGGACACAAAAGAUCUGGCCGAAGACGUUCAAAUAAACAAAAAGAGAAUGUUGUUCCUCAGAGCGAUACAUCAUCAACAAUUGCAAGUACUGCAACUAAGCAGCGUAAGAAGAAGGGAUUUUAUGGGAUUGGUAGUUUAGAUGAAGAGGACUGGAGAAUAGUAAAUGAUCUUCCCAUUGAGACUGCCAGCAUCAGUACAAUAUCAGGAACCAAUAGUAUCCGUGGCAGCAAGAAUGAACUCUUUAGUGAUGGUAGAGCUAGUAAAAAGGAUGCAAAAAACUCAACAAAAGGUCGAAGGCGACGCCAAUUACCACGUGUCCCAGCAGUUAGGAACUCUUCAUUUGAAGAGGAAAGCAUACCUCCCAAAAGUAGCGGGGAUAGUAUUGCAAGUUCGAGGGACCGUGGACUUGAGUCAAAUGUUGACUCCCCAAUGACUCCAUUGCGUGACAGCAAAGAUCCAUUUUAUCUAAUGAAGAAAAAACGUGAUCCCUAUAUGUCAGAUUCCCCUUCUACACCAAAUAAUGAUAGCAUGUUUCCACUCGCUAGAUCAAAGAAAAAACGGGGUGUAGGGUCAUAUUUGACCAACCCUAUAGAUGAUUUAAGAUCUGAGACUGACAGAGAGUUAGACAAUGGUUCCUCAUAUGGCGCACGUAGUGAGGAUCGUUUGAGUCAGCCAAGUACACGUGAGGAUUAUAUUCCAACUCCAACUAUGGAUCGCAAUGCCAUCUAUCCUUCAGAUAAUACUCCAUUCUCGAGGUCUUCACUUAUAGAGGGUUCCAAUAUGCAAGAUGAAUACAGUCAUAACAAAUCACAUUAUAGGCAGGAUUCACUCCAAGACCAUGAUCUCUAUGACGAUUAUAUAAACCCUAAUAGAGAUUAUGACCAAAAUAUAUAUGACAAAGAUGAAUAUUCAAGUAGAAACAGUAAGGAUUUAUAUGAUCCCAAUAUGGAUGAUUACAGUGAUAAAAAUUACAAUAGUAACCAAAAUCGUGAUCGUUACAAGGAGCCUUUGGAUUAUCAAGACUCCAUGGAAAGUGAACAAACCCAAGGGAGCAGAUCUGAUAAACAGUACCCAGGGGAUUCAACUAAUAGCCAAAGUCCUCCAAUGAGCAGAGGCCCAUCUGUUGAUUCCGUGGAUUACCCAGAACAUGAUGAGUACAUA